Carassius carassius (crucian carp) is the source of this 1957-nucleotide messenger RNA. RefSeq names its product metalloproteinase inhibitor 2-like. Gene Ontology annotation, molecular function: metalloendopeptidase inhibitor activity; protease binding. Lineage: Eukaryota; Metazoa; Chordata; Actinopteri; Cypriniformes; Cyprinidae. Gene Ontology annotation, cellular component: extracellular matrix. The record is from RefSeq and is a predicted model, not a curated record. The coding region runs from base 156 to 812 and encodes 218 amino acids. The transcript has 5 exons. Gene Ontology annotation, biological process: negative regulation of endopeptidase activity; negative regulation of membrane protein ectodomain proteolysis.
CAGAGAGAGCACACUGUCCUGACAGCACUGUCUCUCCUGUCAGCUUCUCUCAGUCGAACCCUGAAGUCAGCGUUUCAAAGGCACUUUGUCUUUGGAGGCACCUUGUUUGUGGACAGCCAAGCGUUUGUUUGUUUGUUUGAGUCCUCGUGCAGAAGAUGAGCCGCUCGCGCUGUGUCGCUCUGCUGCUCGUGCUCGUGCUCUGCGGAGCCGCGCAGUUCGCCGAAGCCUGCAGCUGCUCUCCUGAACAUCCUCAGCAGGCGUAUUGCAAUGCGGAUAUCGUCAUCAGAGCCAAAGUGAUUGGCCAGAAGGAUGUGGUCACUGGUAAUGAUGCCUACGGCAAUCCAAUCAGAAUGAUCCAAUAUGAUGUCAAACAGAUAAAGAUGUUCAAGGGUCCUGACGGAGAUAUUGAUGCCAUCUUGACGGGCCCCUCACCAGCUUUGUGCGGGGUCAGUCUGGAGAGCACUGGCAAAAAGGAAUACCUGAUUACUGGUAAUAUGGAUUCAAAUGGCACAUUGCGUAUAAAUCUUUGCAACUACAUUGAAUCUUGGGAGUCUCUGAGUCUAACACAGAAAAAGAACUUGGGUCCACGCUACCAGAUGGGCUGUGAUUGCAAGGUCGUCCAGUGUCCUAUGAUCCCUUGUUCCAUUAAUGACCCUGCGGAGUGUCUUUGGACUGAUUGGGUGAUGGAGGGAACGGUUCAUGGUACACAGUUUCAGCAUUACACCUGCAUUAAGAGGAGUGACAGCAGCUGUGCCUGGUACCGUGGGUAUGCCCCACCUAAAAAAGAGUUCAUGGACAAUGAGGACCCUUAAACAAGUCCUCAGUUCGAUCUCUCAUUCAGAAAAUCCCCCACAACACAGCUUACGUGACCUUAAACUCACACCUUAACUCUGCAAAUGCAUUCUAGAGCCCAUGAAACCUGUCAAGAACGUGUUUGGGCCAUUACAGAAAUUCAAAGGGAACAGAUCUAAUAUGGGAAUAUUUUUGUAUAAAUGAAUGAAUAAAAAAAAAAAUUAUGAAUCAUAUUUUGCAUAGAAAAAAAUAAAGUUUAAAAGAUCCUAAGAAUGCCAGUGGUCCAGUUUUCAUUUUGGUAUUACAAAAUUAUAUAUUAUCAUUACUGUAUUACAGUAUUUAGAGAAUGAGAAUUACAAACAAACUAAUAAAUUAAAACAUCCAGACAUGCGACGAUGGGAUGAGGAUUUUGCUAGAAAUAUAAUGCAAAAUAUAAUGUAUGUGUGCUAUUUUCCCAGGCAUGAAGAUUUGGUUGCAUGUUAAUAUAUGAAGUGAAUCUUACCUCUAGUGUUGAAAUGACAGGCAGAAAGGUUUUCUUGCUAUAUUUUUUGCUCUCCAAUAAAGAGGAAAUUGGUUACAACAGUGUUUUUCACUUCCUCAAACACAGAUUGAGCAAAUAGUUUUUCAUAUUUUAUGCCGUCAAGUUUAUUGUUACCACAUAAUUCCCAUACUUUGUUUGUAUUAUUUCAUAGUUUUGACUUAACUAUUAUUCUAAAAUGGAGAAAAUAGUAAUACUUAAGAACUGGUAUGAUAGUCAGAAUUAGUAAGUGUGUCCAGAUCUUUGCUUGGUAGUGUACACCAGAAAGUGAAAUGAGUUCAUGGGUGUCGAAGGAAUGUAAAUCAUAAGUGCGAUGUCAAUUGUAUACUGUACUGUGCAUAUAGCAGCGUACAUACAUCUGAGAAUAAUUUAUGUAUUUUGUAAUAGAUACAGGAUUUUCUAAUUUAUAUCAAAAUUAUACUGCUUUGAAUGUGUUCCGAAAUAUAUGCAGUUGUAUGUGCUGUGUUGUUGUUUAUGUUUUUUCAUGUUUUGUCAUUUUAUGACUUUUUUAAUGCAUUCUUCAUAGCAAACUACAUUUAUUAAGAGUUAUGUCUAGUAAAGCUUCAUUGAUACCCAUUGUGAUAACUGUUAUGAUAUUAAUGAAUAAAGGAGCAGAAAUGUCCAAUG